Molecule: messenger RNA, 1631 nt
Organism: Paramecium sonneborni
Lineage: Eukaryota; Ciliophora; Oligohymenophorea; Peniculida; Parameciidae
Source: the annotation of a GenBank genome assembly
AUGUUUUCAUAAUUAAUUUUAUCUACACUACUAGGAAUAACUUAUUCUAACUGGACAAGAACCCCAUAAAUAAAAAUCGACAAUUUUAAUAAAUCUGAUUCAUCUGUAUCCAUUAACACUGAUAAUUAAUAUCGUUUAAAAUAUCCUAAUGCAUAUGAUAUAGAUGUGUAUUACCAAUAAGGGAUCAGUAAUUCAAAAAAUUUGACUGAUUAUGAAAAGAUAAAUAAUACUUAAUUAUUAGGAAAAGGAUGCUCAUAUUUUGAAAGGAAAAUAAAAGUCGAAGAUUAAAUACAAGUUCAACUUCCUGAUGAUGGUAAGUAUAUUUUUACUGAUUUGGCUGUUGUUGGAUUAUCAGCUUUCUUAUUAAGAAAUGAUAAUAAGAUUUUUAAAACAGAAGUGUUAUUUGAAGGGAAAUAAUUGAAAGUAUAACAAAUUUCAGUAUUUUUUUUAGACAAUCCAUAUUUAAUAGUAACAUUUAGAUAUCUCUGGGGACUUAAAAGUUAAUUAAUACAGGAAACCAAAGUUUUUAAAAAUUAAAGAAUAAUUAUUCAUAAUAUCAGAGAAUGGAGUUUUAAGCUUUAAUUCAAAAUAAUGGGUAAAUAAUACUCUUCCUAAUAUAACAAAAUAUUAAUUUGAUACAGUGAAAAAUAUUAAUCAAAUCCAUUAUGAUGAAUUUUCUAAUAGAAUUUUUGUUGUUGCUGGUAUUUAGGGAGUAAUUGUUUAUAAGUUUGAAAAUGAAGAGAUUAAAAAAGUUUACACUAUUAAUUUGGAUUAUAAUCUUAUAAAAGUUUAAACUAAAGAAAAUAAUCUGUUUAUUUUAGAUGAUAAAAAAGGAAUUCAUUUUGUAUCUUUGAAAGAAGAUAAUUUUAUAAUUGAUAGUAAUAAAAUUAAUUAAUAUAUUAGAGUUUUUCAUUCCAAUAGAAUAUCCAAUUUCCUUUGUUUACAAUAAUAAUUCAUUUUUAGUUGUUUCUCAGAAUGAAGAUAAUGUUAGAUUUGGAAUUGAAAUUUUGAUAAACUUUGCAAACUAUGAAUAUUAUUAUAACAAAUUCUAUUUAGAAGAUAUGUAAUUAAAAGAUGUGUAAGAAUCAGGAGAAUAUUAAUUUUUGAUUGGUUAUGAUGUACAUAAAUUAGUGAGAACAAACAUAUAUCGUGGAUUUGUUGACGAUAAUUUUUAUCAUGGAACAGAUAUUAUGAUACCUUUAUUAGAAAGAAUCUAAGAAUAUAAAGGUAUUAUAUAUGAAGAUUCAUACUCAAAAGUACAUUUCUCAUUAGGAAUAUCUCCUCAUUAUUUAUAUGGAUUAAGUAUUAGAGAAAGAUAUCCAGAAAUAUAUUGUUUUUCUGAAAAUUAGAUUGAAUAAAGUUAUAUCAUUAUGAUUAAUUAAACAUAGUGUAAAAAUGCAGAAAAUAAUCCAUUUAUUGUUUGUUAAGAAUAACAUUUUAUGAGUCUGUCAAUUAACGAAGAAUUUUUAGAUUUUUAAUCAUAAUUACUUAUUGAAGUAGUUUUAAUUUCAGGAUUUAUAAUUUUCAUUAUUUUUUUAUCAUUCAGCAUUAUUAUGUGUAGAAGAUGGAGAUUUUCAAUAGAAAACAUGAAGAAAAAAAAUAAAAAUUAUAUGAAUGUGUAAAUUUCAUGA